This is a messenger RNA of Chenopodium quinoa (quinoa), 888 nucleotides long. Its product is annotated as COX assembly mitochondrial protein 2 homolog. The record is from RefSeq and is a predicted model, not a curated record. Gene Ontology annotation, cellular component: mitochondrion. Lineage: Eukaryota; Viridiplantae; Streptophyta; Magnoliopsida; Caryophyllales; Amaranthaceae. The transcript has 4 exons. The coding region runs from base 267 to 509 and encodes 80 amino acids.
AACUAAAAAAAAAAAAAAUCAUACGUGCACCCGAGGCCCGACAACAUUUUCGUGGUUUAAUCACUACCUAUCACGGCAUUCAGUCCAAAUUUAAGGAGAGUUGAACUUGCGAUCUCCGCAAGCCCUUAAUAUUUCUUCUACACAUUUGCGAUUUUGUGACCAUUUUCUCUCUCCUCUCAAACCACUCAACUUCUUCAGCAUCGUCUGUCCUCUUCCCGUUGUAUUCUUUUCAAUUUAAUUGAUUUAAUUUUAUUGUGCUUCGCAAAAUGCAUCCUCCUUUGACAUUACACCGGCACCCAAUGUGUGUUGAAAUCAUUGAGGCAUUCCAGAAAUGUCAUACAGAACACCCCGUAGGCAAAUUUUUUGGCGAGUGCACCGAUCUUAAAGUUAAACUUGAUCGCUGUUUCAGGCAGGAGAAAGCUGUAAAGCGAAAGGCAAACUUUGAACAGAGCAAGAAACUGAAAGAAACAUUACAAGCGCAGAGGAAAGAAACAGCGGGACAAAGUUAACAAAUGAUUUGGGCGUUGCAAUUGUAUGUUUUGCAGUAAUAAAGGGUACAGAGGUUGUGUUAGCAGUUAAUUGUGCUCAUAGCAGUUAAAGAAAGAGGAGCUGUUACUCUGUGUUACUCUUUGUAUUGCUGAAUUUGUAUUCAUGUACCAAAAAUCUACGAGGAUUAGGUGCUAUGAUAUUAAUUUUUUGACUUGCGGAGAUUGUAUAGUUGAAUCAAUGAUACAAUAAUUUAAUGUUGGAGCUUUAGAAAAUUCAAGUAGUACAGAUCUUGAUUGUGUGCCAGUGUGCCACAGAUGUGUUAUCUUUAAAUUUGUUUAGCUCUAAGCAGAAACUGUGAUUCAAGGAAAUAUAUAUAUGUUCUGUUGAGUAUUGAGAACU